Messenger RNA from Argiope bruennichi, 5177 nucleotides. Its product is annotated as cell adhesion molecule DSCAM-like. Gene Ontology annotation, molecular function: protein binding. Lineage: Eukaryota; Metazoa; Arthropoda; Arachnida; Araneae; Araneidae. The transcript is spliced from 26 exons. The coding region runs from base 103 to 4743 and encodes 1546 amino acids. Gene Ontology annotation, biological process: cell-cell adhesion. The record is from RefSeq and is a predicted model, not a curated record.
CCGUCCGUGGAAUGUUUACUGUCCUAAUAUCAACCGGUGCGGCAAAAAGCGCGUGCAUCUAACUCUUGACGGAUUUUGCGAAUCUUUGAGAAAAACGUUAAUAUGAACUGUAUGACUGAAAUGGGCUUACAUAAUUUGUUUGUAUUGGUGAUUUAUAUGGGUUUGAUAUCGGUUGCAAGAAGCGAUCGCAACCCUGUCGGACCAAGGUUCACCAUCGAGCCCCCUGGAAAAGUGCAGUUCUACAAUUCGACCGGUGCUGUCGUGACAUGUGCAGCAAGUGGUGUUCCUCUUCCCACAAUGUCCUGGAUUAGACAGGAUGGAACCCCGGUUCAGGAAGUCCCGGAACUUCUGCAGAUAAGGCCCGAUGCAUCCCUCGUUUUCUCUCCCUUCAGACCGGAAGACUUCCGACAAGACAUCCACUCUGCCACCUACAGAUGCACAGCCUCAAACUCAGUCGGGAUUAUCGGAAGCAGAGACGUCAAUAUCCGGGCUGUCAUCCGCGUCAAAUACGAGAUAAGGACGUAUGACGACUUUGUGGUGAAAGGCAACACUGCUGUUCUCAAAUGCUACGUGCCAUCCUCAGUGCAAGAUUUCGUGCCUGUCAUCUCGUGGGAGACCGACGAAGGGUUCACCAUCCAACGCAGCUCCUCAGAUAGCAAAUACAAAAUCAUAGCCGAUGGUUCACUCAUGAUAGAAAAAGCAGACCUGUCGGAUGGAAAAAAGAAAUAUAGAUGCAUUUGCAAGGAUGAAAUGGAUAAUGAAUCUGUUACUAGCAUACCGUGGGGACAACUUAUAGUGACAGAGCCAACGACUUUACAAGUACCAAGAAUCCGCAGUGGAAGCCGAGAACAUAAUUACAAGGUUGGAGCAACGGUUGAACUUUAUUGUAUUGCUCAAGGAUAUCCAGUACCUUCUUAUACAUGGUAUAAGCAAGAAGGAACUCGCAUGCUGCCUUUAUCGUCAAAUAGAAGAAUUCAAGUUUUACGAUCUUCGUUAUUAAUUCAUAAAGCAUCAAAAAUUGAUACCGCAACUUACGUUUGUGUUGCCAAUAACAGUGCAGGGGAAGAUCGUAUUCACUUACAGCUGGUUAUAUCAGAACAUUUAAGAGCAUCAGUGUAUCCAGAAAAGUUAAUCGUGAAGGAAGGGAUCAGUGUUACAUUCACGUGCAACGUAACCGGCCCACAGAUCACCUCAUUAGUAUGGACCAAAAAUCUGAAACCUGUCAUUACCUCUGCCAGAACGAAGCUCAUAAGCUCUGAGGUGUUACAAAUAUAUUCUGUCAUGAGAGAAGACAAAGGCAUGUAUCAGUGCUUCGUCCGAAGUCAUGAUUAUUCAUAUCAGGGCUCUGCUCAGCUAAGCUUGGAAGAGGACCCACCUGAGUUUCGAGAAAUAUUUCCAGACAGACUUCUUCGACCUGGUGCGAAGACAUCUCUUCGUUGUCUAGUGACUGGAAAUCCUCUACCACAAGUCUCUUGGAGGCUUUACAGUCGUCCAGUUGUUGAAGGUCUUGGAGUGAGAAUCGGAGACUUUGUGGAUUCGCAAGGCCUUCUGAUGAGUUUUAUAAACAUUUCGGCCGUGACUUCUGAACAUGGAGGAAUUUAUUCUUGCCAUGCUAGAAAUGAAAUCGGUGCUAUUAGUCAUUCUGCUCGUCUGUCUGUAUAUGGCCCACCUUAUAUUCACCCGAUGGAUAAUAUAACGGCCGUGACUGGAGAUGAAGUGAAUGUAGACUGCGCAGUUUCCGGACAUCCUUUGAGAAGCAUACGGUGGAGGAAAGACAAUACCUUACUUGCCGGAGGUCAACGAUUAGCCGAUCACAGAAAUGGCACUCUGUCAAUUGCCCAGGCUGCAAAAGGCGAUCAAGGCUGGUAUCACUGUGAAGUUAUUGGAGGACAAGGAGAAAAAGCAAUGGGUUCUCUUUAUAUCCGUGUAGUCGAGCGUCCGGUAAUCAACCCCUUCAUCUUCGGAGAUGAGCUUAUGGAAGGCAUGCGAACUAUGGUGGUUUGCACCGUUCUUGCAGGUGAAUCCCCCAUCAACAUUUUGUGGCUGAAAGACUCCAUGCCGCUGCUGCAUUCUGAGCACAGAGACGGCAUCCACGUGACGAAUCUGGGGGAAUUUGCCUCAUCCCUUACGAUUCCUUCAGUUUCCCGCUAUCACGCAGGCAACUACACGUGCCUGGUGGCAUCGGGGGCUGCGCAAGCUUCUUAUACAGCAGUCAUGAACGUCAAAGCUAGUCCAAAAUGGGUGAAGAAACCAAAGGAUAUGGAAGUAAUCGUGAAUCAAAAAGUUGUAUUUACAUGCCAAGCAGAAGGUAUUCCAGAACCAAUACAUCGGUGGAAAUACAGACCUGGGGAUGGUUCCGCUCAACCUGCAGACUUCCGAAGUGUCGUCAGUAGUUCUCACAUGUAUGUUUUAGAAAAUGGAUCGCUUGUCAUUAGAGACGUAGAGAAGCAGGAUGCAGGACUAUAUCUAUGUGAAGCCAGUAAUGGCGUUGGAGAAUCUCUCUCGGAAGUUGUCAAGUUGACUGUUAACGUUCCGCCACGUUUUAAUCAGAGUUUUGAAGUUAAAACUGUGAAGGAGCAUGAAGAAGUUGUACUGAGUUGUGACGCUCACGGAGAAAGUCCACUAACAGUCUCAUGGAAGAGAUAUCAAAGGCCCAUUGACAGAAGUGUUCUUUCAAGAUAUGUUUUGCGAGAGCAUGUGCACCCAAAUGGCCUUAAAUCUCAGUUAUCUAUUCCUUCAGUUCUCAGAGCUGAUUCUGGAUUAUUUUCCUGUGAAGCAAGUAAUGAUUAUGGAAGAGAGGAAAAGAGCAUUCAACUUAUCGUUCAAGCACCUCCCGAGAGCCCCGAAGGAAUGCAGCUGCUUCAAGUCACCAGCCGUCAAAUUACUUUCUCGUGGACAGCGCCAUCUAGCGGGAAUAGCCCCAUUACGGGUUACAUCGUCGUCUAUAACCAGAGUCGGAAAGCCAAAGAUGAACCUCUGGAAAGUGUACGAGUGCCAGCAACUGAAACAAAAGUAACUAUAACUGGGUUAAAUCCAGGAAGUACAUAUGUCUUCAAAGUGCAUGCAGAAAAUGCUUUAGGUCGAAGCGGGCCGAGCCAAGAUUUAACAAUUACUACAGAAGAAGAAGCUCCAGCAAAUUCUCCUCAAGAUGUUAGAGUCAUUCCAUUGAGUUCUUCUAUGGUGAAAGUGACUUGGAAGGCUCCUUCACCAUCUUCUCUGGGAUAUCUACUUGGUUUUUAUGUAGGAUACAGGGAUCUUUCUACCAAUGACCCGUACGUAUAUAAAACAGUGGACAUUUCUAAGCAAGAAAGACUAAACGAAGCUUUGAUUUCAAAUUUACGAAGAAAUACAAAAUACGCUAUAACGGUACAAGGAUAUAACAGUAAGGGAGCUGGACCAGCUUCGAAAGAAGUUAUCGUCCAAACUCUUCAACACGAUCCACCAAGAUCUCCGGUAUUGAAAGUUAUCAACACUUCCGAAUUUUCAGUGGAACUUCAGUGGAGUAUAUCAGAAGUAUCACCCAUAACUGGAUAUGUUUUGCUCUACAAAAGUGAAUCUGGAGACGUAUCUGAGGAAUCUCAUGUUGCACCCCAAAGGAACAGUGUCAUGGUGAAAAAUUUAAAAUGUGGGACCAAAUAUCACUUCUUUCUUACCGCCUUUAAUAAUGCUGGAAGAGGAGAGCCAAGUGAAGAAGUCACUGCAAGAACAAAAGGCGGAGCUCCUCAAGCCCCAGACAAGUCUGCACUUCUUGCCAUUAAUUCGACCUAUGUUGUUGUUCGCCUAUCAUCAUGGAAUGAUGGCGGCUGCCCUAUCUUGUACUUCGAGAUCCGUUACAAGCCUAAAUUGCAAAAAGAAUGGAUUUUGCAGUCUUCCAACAUUGCCCCUGCACAAGCAACAGUUACACUGAGUGAUCUUAAUCCUGGCACGUGGUACGAUCUUUUAAUGGCCGCUCAUAAUGACGCAGACUCUACGGAGGCAGAAUACGUAUUUGCCACGCUUACAGCAUCUGGAGCAACAGUACCCCCAUUGGCUUCCACGUCGUCCACAUCUUCAGGUGCCUUCUCGAUACUGAAAGACCCAGCUGUAUUCGUGCCAAUUGUGUGUGCUAUAGUUGUGGUAGUAGUGAUCACAGUAGUUGUAGCUGUCGUCAUGGUGCUGAGAAGAAAAGAUACCACUUCAGAAUGCCGAUCCCAAGGUGUCUAUUCUGGUAGCUCUGGAGGCAAAGGCGAAAAUCUUUCGAUGAGUUCAUAUGGUAAAGUAAAGCGAAGUGAUCCAUCAGAUGAUAGUCAAAGGGAACCUUUAUAUUAUCCUACACCUUAUGCUACAACGCAGCUAUCUACCUACAGUGAAUCACCCAAUACUUCACACUGUAAUACCCUUAGACGACAUGAUGGAAAAGGACAUGAAUAUGAUAUACCGCAUCGACAUGCACAGAUGGGUGAGUACACAUCCUACGCAAAGUUAUGGACGCGAAUACAUGAGAAUAUAGAAGUUGAUGGUAACGUAUCAAUGGCGACAAUGAAAGCGAACAAUUUUCAUUUAAAAUCCAUCCUUGGCAGCUAUGAAGACGGGGCGAGCGACAUGGAAGAAGGCAGUCGUCGUCUGACCUGCCCCCCUCAUCCGGAUUCUGCAGACAUUGAUGAAUUAUCGGAAACCGAAUGCGACAGGCAUCACAACUCCUGGAUUGUUAUCAGAGAAUCCUUUGAAGAAGAUCUGAUACGAAGAGUGCCUCAUGUCUGUUGAAGACUACUUCCAAAAUUUCAAAUCAUGUACUGCUCACUCAGUUAAAACAGUGCUGCCCCCUUCUGAAUAUAAGUAAAAUGGUUUGAACUAUGAUUCCAAAUCGUCAUCACUCUCAUCAACUAUCAUCAUCAUUUCCCGUUCCCAGUCACUGAAUGAUGAUUCUCAAUUUCUAUGAAUUGUGCCAUGAAAUGGAAUAGCUAUAAAAUAGAAGAGAAAAAAAGAGAAAUAUUUUUCUGAUAUGUGUUAUAAAUAAAUGAUGGUCAUAUGUAUUAUGAAAGACUUUUUCCAAGAGUCCGUCUCAUGUUAAGAAUGGAUAUCUAAUAAAAUACUCCCUUUUAUGAAACAGAAUGAUAAAGGGAAUUCGUUUUUAUUGUACUUCUCAUAAAGUGUUAACACCAUUUAAAGGAUAUUACUGAAUAAUCGUUUGUAAUUGA